AUGUCUAAACUCCUACAAAGCAUCGUCACUGUCAUUGAAGUUUUCUACCAAUAUGCCACCCAGGAUGAGGAGUGUGAUAUGUUGAACAGGGCAGAACUGAAAGAAUUUUUGGAAAAUGAAUUUCAUCAAAUUAUGAAGAAUCCAGAUGAUCCAGACACUGUAGAUAUAAUCAUGCAAAGUUUGGAUCGAGACCAUAACAAGAAAAUGGAUUUUACUGAGUAUCUUCUGAUGAUAUUCCAGCUGGCUCAAGCUUGUAAUAAAAUCAUUGGGAAAGAUUACUGCCAAGCUUCAGGGUCAAAGCAAAAAGGUCACAGCCACCAGCACCAAGAGGAACAUAGUGAAACAGAAGAGGAAAACAACAAGCAAGAAUCAUCUUCCAGCCAUUCAAAGAGGGGUACAGGAGAGAAUGAUUCCUAUUCUAGGGGUUCCAGAAGAAACAUUAAACACAGGUCUCAAUCCAGCUCCAAAAAAACAGGGCAUCGAGGAGGUUUGUCUAGUUUAGGGCACAGGCAAAACUCUGGCGAAGGCCACUUCAAAGAUAAUAAGAAAAAUAAGUAUGGCUCUCAUCAGCAAGAAAGGUCUGAAAGUGAAGAAUAUUCUCAUUCAAGUAACUAUAGAAAAAGAUUACACUCAGCAAAUCAGUCAGGUGGUUGUGGAGAACAAGGGCAUGUUUGCCACUCAGAUGAUCAGUCUUUCAGUUCUGACCAAUACUGCUCUGACUCAGACAAAUCUUUAGGAAACAGCCAACAUAAGAAGAAAUCAAGCCAGCAUCACGGAUUCAGCUCAGGGAGUCAUGGAAGACAAGAUCACCAGUCAAAUUCAAAUGUGCCCACUGGUUAUGGUCAUGAGUCUGGCUCAGGUCAGCUUUCUCAACGGAAACGGCAUGAAUCAAAUGCAGGAUCUCAAUCAGAAAAUUGUGAAGAACAAGGAUAUUGUUCCAGUUCAAGUGACGUAUCCAGUUUUGGGUCAUGCUCAGGUCAAUCCUCUACUCAAAGACGUGGAUCCAACUCAAGCAGUCGGUCAGGGAGCUGUGAAAGACAAAAGCAUGGCUCUGGAUCAGGGCAAUCUUCUAAUUAUGGGAAAUAUGGAUCUGGAUCUAAUCAAUCUUCUAGUCAGAGAUACCAUGGGUCUCGUUCAGAAUCCAGUUUAGGUGAAUCAUCAAGCUGUGGACAUGGAUCUGGAUCAGGUCAGUCUUCUGGCUUUGGACAACACAGUACUUCUUCAGGACAGGCUUCCAGCUAUGGACAUCAUGAAACUAGCUCAGGUCAGUCUUCCAGCUAUGGUCAACAUGGGUCUGGCUCAAGUCAGAUUCCUAGCCACAGCCGACAUGGGUCUGGCUCUGGUCAGUCUUCUAGCUGUGGCCAACAGGGAUCAGGAUCAGGCCAGUCUUCUAGCUUUGAACAACAUGGGACUGGAGCAGGUCAAUCCUCUGGCUAUGGACAACAUAGUUCUGGCUCAGGUCAAUCUUCUAGCCAUAGCCAACAUGGGUUUCAAUCAGGUCAGUCCUCUGGCUAUGGACAACAUAGUUCUGGCUCAGGUCAAUCUUCUAGCCAUAGCCAACAUGGGUUUCAAUCAGGUCAGUCCUCUGGCCAUGGACAACAUAGUUCUGGCUCAGGUCAAUCUUCUAGCCAUAGCCAACAUGGGUUUCAAUCAGGUCAGUCCUCUGGCUAUGGACAACAUAGUUCUGGCUCAGGUCAAUCUUCUAGCCAUAGCCAACAUGGGUUUCAAUCAGGUCAAUCCUCCGGCUAUGGACAACAUAGGUCUGGCUCAGGUCAGUCUUCUGGCAUUGGGCAACAUGGGUCUAGCUUAGGUCAAUCCUCUACUCAUGGACAACAUAGUUCUUCUUCAGGCCAAUCAUCAAGCUAUGGACAUCAUGAAACUAGCUCAGGUCAGUCUUCCAGCUACGGUCAACAUGGGUCUGGCUCAAGUCAGUUUCCUAGUCACAGCCGACAUGGGUCUGGCUCGGGCCAAUCUUCUUGCUAUGGCCAACAUGGAUCAGGAUCAGGUCAUUCUUCUGGCAUUGGGCAACAUGGGUCUGGAGCAGGUCAAUCCUCUACUCGUGGGCAACAUAGUUCUUCUUCAGGGCAGUCAUCAAGCUAUGGACAUCAUGAAACUAGAUCAGGUCAGUCUUCCAGCUACAGUCAACAUGGGUCUGGCUCAAGUCAGUUUCCUAGUCACAGCCGACAUGGGUCUGGCUCGGGCCAAUCUUCUAGCUAUGGCCAACAUGGAUCAGGAUCAGGUCAGUCUUCUGGCAUUGAGCAACAUGGGUCUGGAGCAGGUCAAUCCUCUACUCGUGGGCAACACAGUUCUACUUCAGGGCAGUCAUCAAGCUAUGGACAUCAUGAAACUAGCUCAGGUCGGUCUUCCAGCUAUGGUCAGCAUGGGUCUGGCUCACGUCAGAUUCCUAGCCACAGCCGACAUGGGUCUGGUUCCGGUCAGUCUUCUAGCUGUGGUCAACAUGAAUCAGGAUCAGGCCAGUCUUCUAGCUUUGAACAACAUGGGUCUGGAGCAGGUCAAUCCUCUGGCUACGGACAACACAGUUCUGGCUCAAGUCAAUCUUCUAGCCAUAGCCAACAUGGUUCUCAAUCAGGUCAGUCCUCUGGCUAUGGACGACAUGGGUCUGGAGCAGGUCAAUCCUCUGGCUAUGGAAAACAUGGGUCUGGAGCAGAUCAGUCUUCUGGCAUUGGGCAACAUGGGUCCAGAGCAGGCCAAUCCUCUACUCAUGAACAACAUAGUUCUACUUCAGGUCAGUCAUCAAGCUAUGGACAUCACGAAACCAGCUCAGGUCAGUCUUCCAGCUAUGGACAACAUGGGUCUGGCUCAAGUGAGAUUCCUAGCCACAGCCAACAGGGGUCUGGCUCAGGUCAGUCAUCUAGCUAUGGCCAACAUAGAUCAGGAUCAGGCCAGUCUUCUGGCAUUGGGCAACACGGGUCUGGCUUAGAUAAAUCCUCUACUCAUGGACAACAUAGUUCUUCUUCAGGACAGACUUCCAGCUAUGGUCAACAUGGGUCUGGCUCAAAUCAGACUCCUAGUCGCAGCCGACAUGGGUCUGGCUCGGGCCAGUCUUCUAGCUAUGGCCAACAUGGAUCAGGAUCAGGUCAGUCUUCUGGUAUUGGGCAACAUGGGUCUGAAGCAGGACAAUCCUCUGGCUACGGACAACAUAGGUCUGGCUCAAGUCAAUCUUCUAGCCAUAGCCAACAUGGGUCUCAAUCAGGUCAGUCCUCUGGCUAUGGACAACAUGGGUCUGGAGCAGGUCAAUCCUCCGGCUAUGGACAACAUAGGUCUGGCUCAGGUCAGUCUUCCAGCUAUGGUCAACAUGGGUCUGGCUCAAGUCAGUUUCCUAGCCACAGCCGACAGGGAUCUGGCUCAGGUCAGUCUUCUAGCUAUGGCCAACAUAGAUCAGGAUCAGGCCAGUCUUCUAGCUAUGAGCAACAUGGGUCUGAAGCAGGUCAAUCCUCCAGCUAUGGACAACAUAGGUCUGGCUCAGGUCAGUCUUCUGGCAUUGGGCAACAUGGGUCUGGAAUAGGUCAAUCCUCCAGCUAUGGACAACAUACAUCUGGCUCAGGUCAGUCUUCUGGCUUUGGGCAACAUGGGUCUAGCAUAGGUCAAUCCUCUACUCAUGGACAACAUAGUUCUACCUCAGGGCAGUCAUCAAGCUAUGGACAUCAUGAAACUAGCUCAGGUCAGUCUUCCAGGUAUGGCCAACACGGAUCUGACUCAAGUCAGUUUCCUAGCCACAGCCAACAUGGGUCUGGCUCAGGUCAGUCUUCUAGCUAUGGCCAACAUGGAUCAGGAUCAGGCCAGUCUUCUAGCUAUGAACAACAUGGGUCUGGAGCAGGUCAAUCUUCUGGCUAUGGCCAACAUGAGUCUGUCUCAGGUCAGCCUUCUGCCUUUGGUCAGAAUGCAUGUGGUUCAGGUCAGUCAUCAAGCUCUAGUGAGCAUGAAUCUAAAUAUGGUCAAUCCUCUAGCUAUGGACAUCACGGUUCUGUUUCAGGACAGUCAUCAAACUGUGGUCAGCAUGCAUCUGGAUCAAGUGAGUCGUCCAGCUGUGGCCAACAUAGAUCUGCCUCUCACCAUAGACAGCAAGGGUCUGGCUCAGGUCAGUGUUCUAGCUCUGAACAAUAUGAGUCUGGCUCAGGUCACUCAUCUAGCUCUGAACAGUGUGGUUUUGGAUCUGGUCAGUAUUCUGGCAAUGAACAAUAUGGGUCUGGCUCAGGUCACUCAUCUAGCUCUGGACAGUGUGGCUUUGGAUCUGCUCUGGACAAUGUGGUUUUGGAUCUGGUCAGUAUUCUGGCAAUGAACAAUAUGGGUCUGGCUCAGGUCACUCAUCUAGCUCUGGACAGUGUGGUUUUGGAUCUGGUCAGUAUUCUGGCAAUGAACAAUAUGGGUCUGGCUCAUGUCACUCACCCAGCUCUGGACAAUGUGGUUUUGGAUCUGGUCAGUAUUCUGGCACUAAACAAAGUGGGUCUGGCUCAUGUUGCUCAUCUAGCUCUGGACAAUGUGGUUUUAGAUCUGGCUGCUGUUCUAGCUAUGAGCAACCUGAAUCACAAGGGAGAUGUGGGUCAAUUUCAAGUGGUACUUAUGAUGAGUACAGUAAACCCAAAACAGGUUCUACUCCCAAUCGAUCAAGAAGAAACAGCCAGGAAUGGUCAGGGUACAACCAAAAAGAAAGUAGUGCUUUCCCGGCUCCCCACCCCGCCCCCUCCACCCGUCGGCGGCGGCGUUGUGUACCCACCUCCCUACGUGAAGGCCAAGGGGAGGCGGUGCCUCCAGAUGUUUCCAAACGGGCUGCCCCUUGCGGUGCUAGAGGCUGCGAAGGAAUAA
Molecule: messenger RNA, 4824 nt
Organism: Pteronotus mesoamericanus
Lineage: Eukaryota; Metazoa; Chordata; Mammalia; Chiroptera; Mormoopidae
Product: hornerin-like
Exons: 4
Coding region: 1-4824 (1607 amino acids)
Biological process (GO): establishment of skin barrier
Cellular component (GO): keratohyalin granule; cornified envelope; nucleus
Molecular function (GO): transition metal ion binding; calcium ion binding
Source: RefSeq, a predicted model, not a curated record